AAGACUGCAAAUUAAUGCACUCCGCUUGAAGGCCAGUGGAGGACGACCCAGCCGAAGGAUCAAAAUCCCGAGGAACUCAUCGAAGAUGUAAAAGAUCCCACCCCAUUUCGUGACAUCCACGGACCUAAUAAGUGAUGCUCUCAUCGAACGCAAGAAAGAAGUAGGUUCGACAGAAACAACUUUUGGCCAAACAACAGGCAGUCAUUAAGAUGGCGACUGCGGAUGCUCUUCUGCAACAGGAGUUCGACUGUCCAUUUUGUUGCGAUGAGGUUAAGGCACCGAAAAUUAUGGGGCCGUGCUUACAUAGCGCGUGUCGUACUUGCCUAGAGGAGUAUGUCGCAUCAUUAGGGAGAAGGAAUGCAUUCCUUUGUCCGGUGUGUCAACAGAAAUGCAAGAUCCCACAAAAAGGAAUAGCCGAGUUGAAAAAUGAUUUCAAACUGACUUCAAUUAUAGACCGUUACAAACAAACUAAAGACACAUCGCGUUUCCAAUGCAGCGACUGUGAAAAGGUUGCUGAAUCUCUCUGUGAAAAAUGUGGUGUUUUUCUUUGCUCGGGAUGUACCAAAGAGCAUGACAUUUACACACCAGGUCGCCAUGAGCAUGAGAUCGUGGCUGUUUGCAGUUUGCACGGAGUUGCCCUGUUGUACUAUUGCAAGACAUGCCAGGAUGCCAUCUGCAGCGUUUGUAAGCUGUGUAGCCACAUGGGCGGGGGUCAUAUUGUGAUAUCAUACCGUGAUGCUGUGGAGGACACUGCAGCAAAAGUGCAGGUUGUGUUGGCUAACCUUUACAAGGAAGAAUACGAACUGUCCACGUCUCUAGACGAUGUAGUCAGGAAGACCAAUGGUUUUAAGUUAGAGGCGGGCAAUAGAAAAGGGGCGCUUGCUCGCUUUAACCGUUUUGAGGAGCAAAGUCGCAACCUACAAAGACGUAUCAAUUACCUUAGAAACCAGAAGGCCACUGUGGAUACAAUGUGCAAACAACUGACGACGAAUAUAACAAAGCUUCAAAACGUGGAAAAGGAGAGGAAGAAUGAAGUACUGACAAGAUCUGAAAAGUGUCAGGAUGAUCUCAAACAUAGUCUAAAGUCUCUUCACGACCUCAGUACCAAUAUGACGGAGAAACUACAACUUGUGACAACUAGGAAAGCACCACUUGAUCGUCGAAAUGCCAAGACCCUCAGCACACUUAGACAGGAAGUGACAGAACUCGCAAAGCCAGAGAACGUGACCUUGAUGGAGGAAGUCAAGCAGAUGAUGCAUGAUUUGGAACCAAGCGAUUGUGACAUGGUGGCAGUGACUGAUGAUUUCUCCUCCGUGAAGACAGUACUCGAUUUGUCAUUUCCCGACGAUCGCCCCUGUCGGGUUAUAUUCCGAGUUAAGUCCCUCCCCGACGGCAGGCUGGUCACAUUAGGUAUAUCAAGUCUGUGGACUGUGGUCUUUUCAUCACGCUCUAGGUUAUACGCAGACACGGUGUACAUCCACAAUAAUAACGGAACAGUCGCUAAGACAUUCACAGAAUGUGUAUACCCAGCUACAGACAUGACUGUUUUACCAACAGGAGAUUUAUUGCUGAUCAGGAACGGGGCUCCACUUACACUCCGGUUCUUUGACGUAGACCGCGGUGUAUUUAAUGAGGUCUCGAUUAAAGCUGCCAACGCGCCGAACUUUAACACGAGGUUCUGGUCAGUUGAACUCGACGGCGAUGGAAACACAAUCGUGGAUUUUGGGGUGUCGCCACACCAAUAUCUUUUGAUACAGAAAGCUGAUGGAACUAUUAUUCAAAGCAAAAAUUCGAGUGAAUUUGUCGCACUAGGAUUCAUUGAAAAAUUCACAAACAGGGCAUUUAUUGCUGCUGAUGACAAGCUGGUCAGAUUUCGAGGUCGGGAUUUUGGUUUUUCUGCGGAUCAGUUAUUUGCAUUAUUUUUACUCUGUUGUGCUAGCAUUUAUACUUGGUUUCAUUAGUUUUGACGAACCACCAUCGCCGCCCCCACGCAUUGGCUAAAAUAAAAGGUGGAGUCGUCUUCUCGAAAAUAUUUUAUUUUCUAUAAGGGUCAUCAUGAAUCAUGCGUUGUCAGGGCGACAGAAGUGGACAUUCCUAUAAUUCCGGGUCACCACCAUUGACAGGGGGCUGCACUUUUCGACUAAAUGAUCGAACACAAGCCAAAGUGUAAUCUGCAGACCUGCUGCCAAUAAAAAGUACCAUGUUAAGUAGCAGCUAUGCAAACACAUAAAUAUUGCAAUUUCAAUUGUAUUCCGUCAGGAUGAGGGAAAAAACAGUCCGUCAGAAGUCGGUCAUAAGGAUAGGUUUUGGGCAAAAGAAGUCCGUCAUAACAUGGAUGUGCUAUACAUCCGCGGUCUAAGGAUGGGUUUAUGACGAUAACAGACCGUCAUCACAUGGAUGUGCCAUACAGCUGCGGUCUAAGGAUAGGUUUACGGCGAUAAUAGACCGUCAUCACAUAGAUGUACCAUAUAUCCGCGGUCUAAGGAUAGGUUUACGGCAAAAGCAGUCCGUCAUCACAUAGAUAUAAUGUGCUAUUCAUCCGUAGUCUUAGGAUAGAUUUUACGGCAAAGGCAUACGCAGACCCUCAUCACAUGGAUGUGCUAUACAUCCGUUGUCUGAGGAUAGGUUUACGGCAAAACAGUUCGUCAUAAGGAUAGGUUGCGGGCAGAAACAGCCGAUGACAAAAAUUUGACGGAUAAUAUGUAUAUAUUGGAACCAGUCUCUCUCACAAGGAGAGUCUCAUAUAUUAUCUCAGAAAAAAAGCAAUAACUACAUACACUUAACACACAACUAAGCCACGGCGUCAAAAAUAUGUUUCUGAAGACGAGAAAACACCUGUUUAUACUAGAGCGUUUACCCGAUGAGGUCUAGGCUGCAGCAAACUUGACGCUGCUCUAGUGAAUAGGGCCUUUUCGCAAAGCUCCCGAGACGUCCACGUGAACGCCUAUCACAUUUUUGGACUUUGUUUUCGGGAGAUAGUACAAUAAGAUUAGCGUUCACGUUAGCGUCUCGGGAAUUUGCGAAAACUCCUUAUUAGUGGCAUUCACCAAGUUCACGCUUUUUGUUUGCGACAUUUGAUGGUACUUCGGCUUCCAACCAACCGCGAUAGCGGAUUUUUUGCUGGUUAAGUAGAAUACCCGCUGGGACCGAACGUAGCUUUCCAUCGCCGAGGACAACAGCCACACGUUGAAUCAGGCAUUCAUGCGAUAAACUAUUAUCUUCCGUGUCUGUAUGAAGGUUCUUUUUGUAUUAGAUACUGAUUCGGACUCGUGUUGUGACAACCUAUACGAAGAAUGAUUUGUCAGGACUCGUUGUUCUUUAUUAAUCGUCCGAUAGCGGAAUUACUAGUUUUUUUGCAUGAGAGUUAUGUCGUUGACUAGGUUCAAUCCCCCGCGACCUAAUUGGAUAUGCCCAGCGUGGGUUCCGUAAUUUGUAGUUUGGUUCUAUUUCUUAGUACAUACAUGUGCUAUUUUCAGCUAUAGUCGACUUCAGAAGUAAGUGCCACUGUCUUUUCGUGCAGUGGCCGCUGUGCAAAAACUACUCGACUGAUUUCUUCAAAGUUAAUUUUUUCUUGAAUCUAAUUUUGGGCCCGAAAUGAAAUGUUACACUUCAGUAGAAAUGAUACACUUCAGUAGCAAAAGUUACGAAAUAAUUAGUUUUUAUGUAGUCGUGUACAUUGACGUAGAGCAUUCAUUAAUUUUUUUAUUUUGUUGCAUAUCUUCAAAUGUGCCAAGUUUCAUUCGAAGGGUUGAAGGGCUCAUCGUAUACAUGUAUCGCAUGACGUCUAUUGAGUGUGCCAGAGAUUAGCAGUCUUGAAAUACCUUACCGCCAGGAUAACAUUGCGUGGAGUAAUGUAACGUAUAGCCCCAAUAAAUAACUAUAAGUAUAAAUAUUGUUCAUAUCGUUGGGAAAAAUAUAGGCAAGUCUGGGAAUGGGCUAUUUAUAGAAUGCAUAGAUGCAUUUGGAGACACUCUUGAAAUAUUUAAUAAAUAGAAAAUAUUCGCGAUGAGCUUUACCCCAAAAUCAACGAUCGUUGUGUAAAAGAUGCACGCAAAAAGGCAUUGAAAAAUACCUAAAUAGUACGUUGACUUACAGGAACGGGAAUGAGAACCUCUCUUUUUUUCCCCUGGUCUGUCUGAUUAUAGUUCCAGUUUUGUGAUUGUUGUUUAUUUUCCCUGCAAAUGCCAUAUAGCGCUAAACAUACAAACGUAUUGACCUGGUUUGUAAGUUUGCGUAAUUGUAUAAAUAUUGAAGUAUUUGAAGCCGUGGUUUUUUUUAAUCCCUUCGGUCCUUUUGUCUAGACGUCACUGGAACUUUCAAUACACAAAAAUACUAAUUAUCUCUCGGAAUAAUUAGGCUUGGGCUCAAUAUAUCUUGGAUACGGCAUAUUUUCAAUCACAUGUUUUGACUACGCAAACUUUUUUCUAAAUACACCAAUGUGCAAUGUCUACAUUCACUCUCUAAGCAUUUUUCAUAUCGAAGCGAAACUAGCUCAUAUCCAAACAACGUGUUUGUAUGCAAGCCCUAAUUCAGAAAUCCCAUCCUGAACUUCAAUGCAACACUCGGCAUUAAUGACCAAGCUUAUGUAAGCUCAGAGCAAGUAGUGCAUACGACCUUGGAGGAAUUAUACUUGUCAAGUAUAAUUCCUCCAAGAUACGACAGACCCUGGUAUUCGAGGAUGCGGCAAGGCCAGACGCCGGGCUUAGACCAAAGGAUUUAAUACAUGUGUUUGAGCUUUUGCAGAAACAAAUGCACCCCGAAGUGUUUUUCACAAUUUUCUCGAAGUGAAAAACCCUAAUAGAGAUUUUUCACGAUAACAAUUUGCAUUUUUUUAUUUCACCAAAAAAUCCUUCGGGGUGGAUAUCUAUGUGGGCCGCAAAACCUUAACAGGCAUACACGCCGUUCUUUAUAUUUUUGAAAUUUGUAUCUGAAUUAAAAAAAUUCAAAGUGUGUCAAUACGUAUAUACUGGCUGUUAAUUUCAACAGCGCCAUUGGGUAGACAGAUAUGAAAAUAUUAUAAGAACCAAGUUUCGGCAUCGUAUGCAUAAUGGCGGCACUACGGCAUGUGUGAAACUGCCUUUCUAUUUUCUUGGAUCACCAGUAAUUUCGAACAGCGUAUAAUAACUCUUUAAAUGUUUUCAGAAGAUUAGAAACCUUCUUUUUUAAGGAUUGUCUGUAGGACUCGCGUUGUUCUUUUUAGUUACACUUGUCACUUGUCAGAAACAUGUAUGUCAAUUGGUUUCCGUGAUAUCAUGAAUUGUAUGUAUCCUGCUCUAUGGAAAAUGUCUCCUCGCUUUUAAGUAACACGUUGUACAACUCACAACUUGAAUUCUACGGAUACUCCGGAGUCUAUUCACCGGAAGAAAAAAUAAGGGCGAGAGAUGAGUUUGUGACAUUGUUAGGGAAUAUAUCUUUGAAAGAGUAUGUAAGCUUGGGUUUGCAUAGUUUGCCUUAUCAUGUCACGUUUCGCCUUCACCGCAUCAUGUCAUGUUAUCAAGUCAAAGUCAGAAAUUUUGGAUGAAUUUGAAAGGUUUUUGGGGGCAUUCUGGGAGGUUUUCGCGGUCUCGUGUGCCGAAUUAAUUUACUAGGGUAUAUGAUAACAUAAACGAACAUGCCCGUGACACGUGCAAUGUGACAUGCAGAAUGUGACAUCGUGCAUCUAAUGUAAACCCAAACAAACCAGAAUUCACAGUGAGUGGAAUAAACAUGAAAUAAAAAAAUAUUGAAUUGUGAAUUAUAUCUUAUUUUGACAGCGUUUGCAAUGAGGUCAGAAAUGAGGGUAGACCGUACAGAGUGUUUUCACGGUCAGCCUUGUUAGAGGGCAGAACAACGAUUUGUCAUGCCUGACUUAACUGAAUCAAAUGCUGUCAUGGUCAUUUGGGCUUGCUUUCUUUUGUCCUAUCCUCCAGCAUGGCAGGUGAUGACGUCACGUGAAACCACUCUAUAUAUGCUCAGUAUGAUUGAAAAUGGUUUGGCAGUGAUGUGGUAAUGAUUGUAAAUGCUUGAAGUUGAUGAAGAUUAUCAGUUUGUGAUUAUUGUGAUAUUGGAAAGCUUUUUAAACCGACCUGUAUAAAGACUGAAAGCGUUACUAGUAGUUCAUACAUGCACGACCUACUGAGUAAGUGACUAUAGUCUAAAAGAAGCACUAUAGAUACAUGCGCAUCAUGCCUUACUUACAUGUACCGAUAGACUUUUUGAAGGU
Molecule: messenger RNA, 6202 nt
Organism: Lineus longissimus
Lineage: Eukaryota; Metazoa; Nemertea; Pilidiophora; Heteronemertea; Lineidae
Product: E3 ubiquitin-protein ligase TRIM22-like
Exons: 2
Coding region: 210-1961 (583 amino acids)
Biological process (GO): protein monoubiquitination
Molecular function (GO): zinc ion binding; ubiquitin protein ligase activity
Source: RefSeq, a predicted model, not a curated record